Molecule: messenger RNA, 1512 nt
Organism: Lutra lutra (Eurasian river otter)
Lineage: Eukaryota; Metazoa; Chordata; Mammalia; Carnivora; Mustelidae
Gene: KCNMB3
Product: potassium calcium-activated channel subfamily M regulatory beta subunit 3
Biological process (GO): potassium ion transport; detection of calcium ion
Cellular component (GO): voltage-gated potassium channel complex; membrane
Molecular function (GO): calcium-activated potassium channel activity; potassium channel regulator activity
Source: RefSeq, a predicted model, not a curated record
UUGAGCAUCUAGGAUUGACUGCUCUGCCUUGCCAAGAAUCUGCAGAACCUCCUCCUGCCAGCCUGCCUCGACUUCCCAGCUCUCCUGGUAAACGCGCUCUGCACACCACUCUGUGGCCACUCAAGAGGCCAGGGUACUUCUGAUGCCUGGCUGCGCUGGGACUGGUGGCUCCCGGUGGGACCCCACUUCCAUUGAUGCAUCAGCUUCAUCCUUCCUGUGUGCUCAGAGGCUAUGACUCAGGUGAAAGGAGUAUUUUGCCAGCCCCCCGCUGUCAUGCAGCCGUUCAGCAUCCCCGUUCAAAUUACACUCCAGGGUGGCCGGCGGCGCCAGGGGAGAACAGCCUUUUCUGCCUCAGGGAGGAAUAGAAACAUAGACCACAAUGAUGGAGACCUCCCAGAUGUGCACAAGAAGCUGCCAUCCAGUGCUGGAGAGGACCGAGCCGUGCUGCUAGGGUUUGCAAUGAUGGGCUUCUCGGUCCUCAUGUUCUUCUUGUUUGGAAUAACCAUUCUAAAGCCUUUCUUGCUCAGCACUCAGAGAGAAGAAUCAAACUGUACUAUCAUCCACGCUCAUAUCAUGGAUGACUGGAUGGACUGUGCUUUCACCUGUGGUGUGGACUGCCGAGGGCAGGGCAAGUACCCAUGUCUUCAGGUGUUUGUGAACCUCACCCAUUCAGGUCAGAAAGCUCUCCUACAUUAUAAUGAAGAGGCUGUCCAGAUAAAUUCCAAGUGCUUUUACACACCCAAGUGCCACCGAGACAGGAAUGAUUUGCUCAACAGUGCUCUGGACAUAAAGGAAUUCUUCGAUCACAAAAAUGGGACCCCUUUUUCAUGCUUCUACAGUCCAGACAGCCGAUCUGAAGAUAUCAUUCUCAUAAAAAAGUAUGACCAAAUGGUAAUCUUCCACUGUUUAUUCUGGCCAAUGCUGACUCUGCUAGGUGGUGCCCUGAUUGUUGGCAUGGUGAGAUUAACACAGUACCUGUCCCUAUUGUGUGAAAAAUAUAGCCCCCCCCCCCCCCCAAGAGACGAGGUAGGUGGCAAAGCACCUUAUAUGGAACAGCAUCGAUUUAAACUGUGGAGCAUGGGGAGGAGCCAAGAAAGAAGCAGAGAAAUCUUACGUUAAGGUCUUGGCCUUUGGAUGCUUGGCAAUUUUUGCGCCUGAGGACCUAAUGAUGCCUGCUUGGAGACUAACCAUGUAGAUACCACUCAAAUUAAGUAUGAUACUUCACACAGGAAGAAACAUUUUUAAAAAGCCUCAUUAUGUAGUCCAUCUAUUCUAUAAAUAACCACAAACUCACCGUCUUUUCCUCUACCCCACAUAUUCCACGUGAGCCAAGGCAGUGCUUUUGUUCCCUCAUGGCAACACAGGCUUCAGGUAGUUGUGCUUGAUCUAAUUUCGGCUCUUGUGGAACCUGUUGGUGUGGAGUACACGAUGAGGGCAUCUACCUGCUGACCACUGAAUGGCCAGUCUCUUUGUUGGCAACAGAGUUCACCUCAAAAUAUUUCUCAAAAAAAA